UUAUGACACUUGCAUUGCAUUUUUGAUUAAGGUGACGUCAUGCCUUCUUGCUAAUGAAUAAUUAAUUGUUAAUCAUGAGAUAAAAGGGAUGGAGGACACAAGAUAGCUCUCCAUUCUUUUCUCUAACUCUCUCUUUGUUUUCAUUUAGUCCUCUCCCCUCGUCUACACUACCCCAUUCUAUCUCUCUAUUACUGCUGCCAUGAUGCUCCGCAGAAUGAAACUCGUUCGUUUAUUAGCUGUCUCUCUGCUGGUCUCGUUGGCUUUCCUCUUUCUACUGUACUUAGGACAGCCCACUGCAUCACCAGCAAACUUGCACGAACAACAUGAGGCAAAGGAAUUAUUUAUUGAGACAUCUCAGAAGAGAAGAGAUGACCUACCUGAUAAAAGGCAGCUGGAGCCAUUGAGAGGAAACCACCAAGAACUCGUGGGAGCCAAACCACAGUUUAAGAGACCCAGGGACCUCAAUUACUCACUGAGAGGUGCUGCAGGGGGAGCAGGAAGAGGAAUAAAUGAAUACCAUAGAAUGAAACAAACCGAAGGACUCCGCCCGAACAAGGGAACGUCAGUAAAUGAGAAUCGAUUCACAACUGAGGAAAAAAUAGCGACAUCGACCAAACAGGAAACUGGGAGAAUCGAACGAAUAAAUCAAUUCACAGAGAAGAUGAAGAUGGAAAUGUACAGAAUACACAAGAAAUAUGUAAUGGAGCGUUCCAAUGCUAGUAAACUCCUGCUAGGAGAGGCCUUUAGCCCUGAGGCUUAUCUCAGCCCCCAGCGUUAUCACGGUGGCCCAAAAGAAGUAAUGAGCAGAUUCCAAUUCAAUCAGUUAGCUAGUGACAAUACUCCUUAUAAUAGAUCACUCUGGGAUGUGAGGACUCACCAGUGUAUGAGGAGGUAUGAUGGCUCUUCUGCUUCUGAGCUACCAACCACUUCAGUUAUUAUAUGCUUUCAUAAUGAAGCCAGGUCAGCACUACUGAGGACUAUAUACAGUGUCCUAAGUCAUGAGCCAGCUAAACUGAUAAAGGAGAUUAUAUUAGUUGAUGAUUUUAGUGAUGAUAUUAAUGAUGGUGAAAUUCUUAGUGUUAUUCCCAAAGUGAAGCUUAUUCGAUUAAACGAGAGACAAGGUCUCAUAAGAGCAAGGCUAACGGGAGCAAGGGCAGCACAAGGUGAAGUCCUCACAUUCCUUGACAGUCACUGCGAGGUGACACCAGGAUGGUUGGAACCAUUACUAGCGAGAAUAAAAGAAGAUAGACGCCAUGUUGUGUCUCCAAUCAUUGAUAUAAUUCGUAAAGAUGACAUGAAAUACAAUCAGGCAAACGCUAACAUCAAGGGAGGUUUUGGACACAACCUCCUCUUCAAAUGGGAUAACCUCAACUGGCAGGAGCUGCAGCGCCGACGCCAGGACAAUACUGCCCCCAUACCAACCCCAGCAAUAGCUGGUGGGCUCUUCUCCAUUGAUAGAGGCUACUUCAAAGAGAUUGGUAGCUAUGACGAAGAAAUGGAGAUAUGGGGUGGAGAGAAUGUCGAGUUCUCAAUUCGUGUGUGGAUGUGUGGCGGUAGACUCGAGAUAAUGCCUUGCUCUCACGUUGGUCACAUAUUUCGUUCAAGCAUGCCAUACUCUUUUGGGAAGGGAAAGAGUUACCACACAACGGUCACAAGGAAUUUAAGGAGGAUUGCUGAAGUCUGGAUGGAUGAGUACAAGUAUUUGUUUUACAAUGCUAAUGCAGCUGCUAGAUCAAUACCAUUUGGCAAUGUGUCCUCAAGAGUUGAGAUAAGAAAGAGGCUCCAGUGUAAGCCUUUCAGCUGGUUUGUUGAGAAAGUGUAUCCUGACUUUGUUCCUAGUUCAAGAAAUGAAAGGAUGCAGACAACCAUUCGUAUCAAGCAAGGGGUCACUGACUGUCUCCAAUGUCAGGACUACACUGCUGGCCUCUAUAAGCUAAUGGUCAAGGAGUGUGAUGUCUCAAAUAAUAGAAAUAUGUGGACUUUUACUCCUAAGGGUCACAUCAAGCACGAGACACUGUGUCUCACGGCUGCUAACAGUGUCCUCCCUCCUGCUCAUCAGUUUAGAUCCACAAUUGGACUCCUCCCUCCUCCAGGGAUCAGUCUCUCGUUCUGUCACGUACACACGGACCCUAGUCAGGUAUUUGAGACUGAGAGGGUCAGUAAUAGGAGGAUCAGGGGAGAUCCAAAGAGAGACUCUUUUGUUAAGAUAAAACACAAAGCGACCGGUUACUGUUUAGCGAAGCAUGAAGAAACUCAGCUUGCAGUUUUACAAUCUUGUGACACUAACAGUGACUCUCUUCAGAUCUGGUCGUUGACACUGUAGUAGGCUAUCACUUAUUAUUAUUAUUACUAUUAUUAUUAUUAUUACUACUGAUCAUCAGACUACUCAUUUUUCUAUUUUUGCCCUUACCCAAUGUCUCCUUCUUUUAAGUUGUCUCCUUCCUCUCCAUUUUCA
This is a messenger RNA of Amphimedon queenslandica, 2455 nucleotides long. Its product is annotated as polypeptide N-acetylgalactosaminyltransferase 2-like. The transcript is spliced from 12 exons. The coding region runs from base 200 to 2323 and encodes 707 amino acids. Lineage: Eukaryota; Metazoa; Porifera; Demospongiae; Haplosclerida; Niphatidae. Gene Ontology annotation, cellular component: Golgi apparatus. Gene Ontology annotation, molecular function: polypeptide N-acetylgalactosaminyltransferase activity. Gene Ontology annotation, biological process: protein O-linked glycosylation. The record is from RefSeq and is a predicted model, not a curated record.